AUGGCGCAGCGGCAGCACGAGGCGAAGGUGAUUCCCGUGCGCGCGCUGGACGGCCGCACUACUACCGUCCGCAUCGCCGCAGCCUGCUCCGUCGACGACCUCAAGGCCACGCUCCGCGCCUCGUCUUUCCCUCCCGGCGGCGCCGCCACGUUCCAUCUCUACCUCAAGGGCGCCAAGCUCCUCCCGCACGCGAAGGUCGGAAACCUCCCCAUCUACCCCGGCGACUUCAUCUCCCUCGUCCCCUUCGCCGCCAAGGCCAAGCCCGCCGCUGCCGCUCCGUUCGGCCGCGCUACUACCUUGCCGUGGUCCACCGGCAAACGGAGGAAGCUUUCGAGUUCUUGGUAUGGCACCGGCAAUGGCGACCACGAUCUGUACGCGCCCAGGAAGCCGCCGUCUUCCUCCUCCAGCCAUUGCAAUGGCACGGAGCCGCUGGACCCAGCGCAGAUGGUGGAGCACCUCCGGCAAGGGCUCGGCAAGCACGGACAGAUCGCGCACGUCGAGGUGAUCCCAGGAAGGGAGGCCUCCUUCUCCGACGACGACCUCCACCUAUCCGACGCCAUGAAGACCACCCUCCGGAGCAUCGGCGUGACGAGGCUGUACGCCCACCAGGCACUCGCGCAGGACCAGCUCAAGGCUCUGCUGCAGAUGAAGGCCGCGCUACUCCUCGCCGGAGCUGACGACUUUGCCGUAGACAUCUACGACGGCGACACGCCGAUGCAGGACCGCGCGAGGAUCAGGGAGCGUGCCAGGGUGCUCAUCACAAACCCAGACAUGCUGCACGCAUCCAUCCUCCCCUGCCACGCCCAGUUCCGGCGGAUCCUCUCCGGCCUCGCCCACGUCGUCGUCGACGAGGCGCACACCUACCGCGGCGCCUUCGGCUGCCACGCUGCGCUCGUGCUUCGCCGCCUCCGACGCCUGUGCGGCGACGUCUACGGCCGCCUCCCCGCUUUUGUGUUCUGUACCGCCACACUGGCGAACCCGCGCGAACACGUCGUGGAGCUCGCGGGGAUCGGCGAGGUGGAGCUGGCGGACGAGGACGCCAGCCCGUGCGGUGCCAAGCACUUCGUCCUCUGGAACUCGUCUGGGAAGAAGACAACGAGCUCGCCGAUGGCCGACGUGGCACGGCUGCUCGCCGAGAUGGUGCAGCACGGGCUGCGCUGCAUAGCCUUCUGCAAGACGAGGAAGGUGUGCGAGCAGGUGCUGGCCCACGCGCGCGAGGUGCUCGAGGAGACUACGACGGCGCCGGAGAUGGUAGGCUCCAUCUGCGUGUAUCGUGGCGGGUACAUGGCGAGCGAGCGGCGGCAGAUCGAGGCGGACCUCUUUGGCGGGAGGCUCCGCGGCGUGGCGGCGACGAACGCGCUGGAGCUGGGCAUCGACGUCGGCCACGUCGACGCCACACUCCACCUUGGAUUCCCUGGCAGCAUCGCCAGCCUAUGGCAGCAAGCCGGGAGGUCCGGCAGGCGGUCGAAGGACUCCAUCGCUGUCUACGUCGCCUUCGACGGCGCCCUGGACCAGUACUUCAUGAACUACCCUGCCAAGCUCUUUGGCAAGCCCAUCGAGCGCUGCCAUGUCGAUGCGCAGAACCGUAAAGUUCUCCGACAGCACCUCGCCUGCGCCGCCGCUGAGAACCCGCUCUGCCCGGAACGCGACCAGCUCUACUUCGGCGGCGAAGCCAUGAACGAUGCCAUGUCGAUAUUGAAAGACAAGGGAGUUCUCACUCCCAAGAGCAAUGCGGCCGACAACAACAUAUGGAAGUACAACGGUCCCGGCAGGCGGCCGUCACAGUCCGUCAGCAUCCGCGCGAUCGAGCACGACAAGUUCACGGUGAAGGACGCGACGAGCGGGAGAGUGAUGGAGGAGAUAGAGGAGAGCAAGGCCUUCUUCCAGGUGCACGAGGGCGCGGUGUACAUGCACCAGGGCGUGAGCUACUUGGUCGAGCGGCUGGAUCUCUCGUCCAAGACGGCCUACUGCCGGAUGGCCGAGCUGAGCUACCACACCAAGACCGAAGACUACACCGACAUCGCCGUCGCCCUCGGAGACGCUGCCGCUGCUGUUCAUGCCGACGAGUGCACGGUGACGACCAGGUGGUCCGGCUAUCGCCGGAUAUACAAGCCGAUGAACCAAGUCUCCGACGUCAUCCCCCUCCACCUGCCCUCCUACUCCUUCGACACGCAGGCCGUCUGGGCGACGGUUCCCGCGACGGUGAGGGCGACCGUGGAGCAGAGCAAUCUGUGGUUCUGGGGCGGGGUGCACGCGGCCUCGCACGCCAUCCUCAGCAUACUGCCGCUGCACAUGAUGUGCAGCUCCUGCGAUCUCGGGGCGGAGUGCGCGGAUCCUCGCGAGACACACCCCGAUGGCGACGACGAGCACGUGGUUCCCGACAGGGUCCUGCUCUACGACAAGCACCCCGGCGGCAUCGGGCUGGCGGCGCAGGCGAGGCUGCUCUUCCCGGACCUCCUUGCCGCCGCUCUCGAACUCGUCUCGGCCUGCGGCUGCGGCAGCUUGGACGGGUGCCCCAACUGCGUGCAGUCCUUCGCUUGCCGCCAGAACAACAAGAAUUUGGACAAGGAGGCUGCUGUGCUGGUGCUCAAGGGUCUAAUUCAGGGAUUUGAAGAAAGAAUAGAUCAGUUGGAUGAGAGGUUUAAGUCAUCCCAAUUCAGUGGCUCCUGA
This is a messenger RNA of Lolium rigidum, 2670 nucleotides long. RefSeq lists its product as uncharacterized. The record is from RefSeq and is a predicted model, not a curated record. Lineage: Eukaryota; Viridiplantae; Streptophyta; Magnoliopsida; Poales; Poaceae. Gene Ontology annotation, molecular function: ATP binding; nucleic acid binding. The transcript is spliced from 3 exons. Bases 1 to 2670 code for a protein of 889 amino acids.